GUUUCAGGAGGUUAGGAGCCCCUGGAGGAGCAUUAGAAGAUCGUUCUGGAGUCUCGACCAGUGCCACAAAGGUACGAGUGUCCUUAGAAUAAUUAUUGUUGUUUUGAGUGAAAAUUUACGAACUUUCGAUUGAAAAUUACCUGGGAGGGAUGGAAGUCGUUGAGGUACCCGAAGACUCAGCACCCAGGGCUCAAUUCACUGUCAAUGAUUUGGAUAUUGAAAUUUUACCUCUGAUUUACGAAAUCAUUCGGAGUGUUGAGAAGGACCCGUAUGACAAUACUCAGAAGGCCAAAGAGUCACAGGACACUAGUCAUAAAAUCCUUGAACUACAGAAGAAAUUGGAUUCAGCAAGAGCUCAGAUAAAACGUUUACCGGGAAUAGAGUACAGUAAAGAGGAGCAAUUGCAAAAACUGGAGACUCUGAGAAAGCAGUUGAGACUGAAACGAGAGCUUUUACUGAAGUAUCGCAAUAUGUGCACCUUCGAAGUGCCAAAAGUUUCUUAAUUAAACGAGAAUUCAU
Molecule: messenger RNA, 519 nt
Organism: Fopius arisanus
Lineage: Eukaryota; Metazoa; Arthropoda; Insecta; Hymenoptera; Braconidae
Gene: MED9
Product: mediator complex subunit 9
Exons: 3
Coding region: 150-503 (117 amino acids)
Biological process (GO): regulation of transcription by RNA polymerase II
Cellular component (GO): mediator complex
Molecular function (GO): transcription coregulator activity
Source: RefSeq, a predicted model, not a curated record